AGUGCUUCAGCGCGUAAUGGAGACGUGCACGCGCACCUCGCCAGAGUAUCACGAUCAGAUGACAUUAACACGUGCUGUCAUAUCGAGCUGGCUCCAGGUCAAAAUUAACUCAGGAUUACCUCAAUGACCAAGAAGCACAACCGACGGACGCAUUCUCAACUGCAGAAGAUUUCCGCGUGAAACGAAAAAGUGGAACCUAUAAAAACAAUAAAAGAAAGAAAACGUCAUCUAAAUCUAAAAGCAAAAUGAGAUGUAAAGGAGUGUUUCUGGUGGCGGUACUGAGUGCUUUAACAGCUUAUUAUGUUUAUUUACCUAUACCAAAUAACAUAGAGGAGAGAUGGAAACUCAUGCUCACGGACUCUUUCUUUAGAAGUUUGAGCCACUUGGCAGAACUUAGUGAACUGUUGGGACUUUUUGACUACAUGAGAGUCAUGAUGCUCGUCACCUUUGCGGAGCGAGUGGUGCCAGUGUCAGAUGAAAGGGUGAAAGUGGUGGAUGAGAGUUUUGAAGGAGUGGAUGUCAUCGUGUAUCAGCCUACACAGAAUGAAGAUACAGGAGAACUAAGACGAGCUGUUAUUUACCUGCAUGGAGGAGGAUGGUGUCUGGGCAGCUCACGCAUGAGCCCUUAUGAUCUUCUAGCCAGGCACAUGGUCACAGAACUCAAUGCUGUUGUUGUAUCUGUAGAGUACCGCCUAGCACCAGCUCAUCAUUUUCCUGUGCCGUUUGAGGAUGUGUACCAUGUGGUGAAGUACUUCCUUCAUGUUGACGUUCUGAAGAGCUACCGUAUCAAUCCAGAGCGAAUUGCUGUGUCUGGGGACAGUGCAGGAGGAAACCUCGCAGCUGCAGUCACCCAACAGUUGCAGCAGGACCCAAGAAAUAACAUCAAUCUAAAGGUCCAGGCUUUAAUCUACCCUGUCCUGCAAGCCUUGGAUCUCAACACCCCCUCUUAUCAGCAGAACCAGCACAUGCCUAUAUUACCCCGCACUCUUAUGGUUCGGUUCUGGAGCGAGUACUUCACCAGCGAUAAGUCAUUUUUAAGAGCCAUGAUGACAAACACACACAAUAACCCUGAAUCAGCUGCUCUGCUUAAAUUCGUUAACUGGAGUUCAUACUUACCCGAAUCUUACCGCCAGACUUACAAUUACAGCGCUCCACCUGUGGUCAUUAAAAUCAAUCCAGCGCAUGAUGAUCCAGUCGGUUCCUGUCAAUGGCUGGCGGAUCCACGGGCAUCCCCGCUGCUGGUACCUGACACAACGUUACGUUUACUUCCCAAGACGUAUGUGGUGACGUGUGAGUAUGACGUACUGCGGGACGAUGGUUUAAUGUAUGUCACGCGUCUGCGUAACGUUGGAGUUGACGUGACACAUGAACAUUACCCAGCUGGAUUUCACGGUGCACUUAUGUUCAGUGUGUGGCCCACAGACUUUAAGAUUGGACGCAGGAUGAUAGACAACUACGUUACGUGGCUCAAACACAAUUUAUAACACGUCGAAUGCAACAGUGCUUUAUGCAUCAGUUUUUUUGAUUGCUUCACAUGAUAUUUCUUUUUGACUUAUUUAUUUCAUUUCUUUCCUCUAUUGUUUACAGUGCACCACUCUUUUUUAUCCUAAAAGCUCACACUUUUUAUUGUAUUAAUCCAUUAUGAUAUAAGCAUUCCUGACCAAAACUGGUCUCAAGAAACACUGGUCUUUUUUACAUUGUUUUUUAAUGAAUAUGCAGUAGAUUGUAAGACAAGUCCCUGGUUAUUAGAAUUGUAAAUACUCAACCCCAUGUCAUCCAAGGUGUUUCUUUGUUCAGUCGAGAAGAAAUUACAUUUUUUGAGGAAAACAUUUCAGGAUUUAUCUCCAUAUAAUGAACUUUAGUGGACCUCAACAGUUUACAGUUUCAAUGCAGCUUCAAAGGGCUCUAAAUGAUCCCAACCGAGACAUAAGGGUCUUUUUUAAAACAAAAAAAGUACCACAACUUUUCUUCUUCAAAAGCUGUGUGACGCGCCAGCAUGACCUUACUAAAAAAAGUAAUGCGCUACAUAUGCGAAACCACGGCUCAAGUGUGGAGAAAAAGGACCAUUCAGACAUUUUUGUAUGUGGAAUGAUACUAAUUAAUGUCUUUGUGUCAGUUUAUUGUUUUAAAUGGUCUGCAAAUGUAGGUUUCACAUAUGUAACACGUGACCUUUCAACGUUAUUAUGUAACACGUAAGGUCGCGCUGACUCAUCACACGGCUUGUGCAAGACAAGAAGUUGUGGUUUAAAAGUAAUUUUUUUGUGAAAAUGACAAUCUUUUCGAUAGAUAAGACCCUCAUCCCUUGGUUGUGAUCUUUUAAAGCCCUUUGAAGCUGCAUUGAAAACUGUAAACUGUUGAGGUCCACUAAAGUUCUCUAUAUGGAGAAAAAAUCUGGAAUCUUGGAUGACAUGGGGGUGAGAAAAUUAUCUGGAUUUUUUUAUGAAAGUGGAAAAAUCCUUUAAAAAUAAAGAUGCUUCAUAAAGGUGAUGCCAUAGAAGAAUGGUUGGGCAAAAUGUUUCCAUGAAGAACCUUCAACAUUAGAUGAACCUUUCUUCAAAAAUGUUUUCUUCUGUGGCAUCCCUAUGACCUUUAUUUUUAAGAGUGUAUGAGGCUAUGAUAAAAAUGUAUAAAUGCACUGAUAAUAAUCAAAUAAUUUGGGAUAAUUUUCUAUUGUAUGCCAUUGCCUGUAUAGUCUGGGGUUUGACUAGACCUUGUGGAUUAGGUAUAACCCAUCAUAAGAAAAUGUGACCUUAUCCCAAAUUCUUUUGAUUGCUUUUUGGGAUUAUAAGCGUAGUGUGACUGAGAUGAAAUGUUCAAUUUUUGUAUGUAAUCAUUGAACUGAAAUGAACCAGACUGUAGAGAUUAAAUCUAUGGCCUGAACAUCAAAAUGCUUUAUACAUUUGUUUCCGUGUUUGGCUUGAAAUUAUUAUUUGCCUUUACAAAGCAUAACUUUGGAGAAUAUGACACAUAUUGAUAUAUGACGACCAUUUUUGGCCAACAACAGAAACCCUGAACCCAAAUCCCAGAGAACACACAUCAUUUUAAAAUGUAUACAUUGUAAUGCACUGCAGGUCACUUUGGAUAAAAGCGUCUGCAGAUGCAUGAAUGUCAAAAAGCCAAAUAACAGACAAUGUGUCCCGGUUUCACAAUAAAAGUACAAAAACUCAAAUUGCCCAACACAUCUUAACUGCAAACCUACAAUUUACAGUUGCAGUCCAAAGUUAUUAUAUAAAUUGCUUGUAGUGUAUUUGUUUUUUUGUAUUUUAAUACAGUAUAUGUUUUAAUAGAUGGUUAAUAAUAACUUAAUUUGAUAAAACAACCUUGUUCAAAAGUUGACAUACACUUGAUGUUUAAUACUGUGAUAUGUAAACCUGAAUAACCAACAAUGAUGUUUUGAUGUUUUCUGAAAGUUGUUCGUAAGUCUCUUUUUAGUCCUGAGAUGCUAAAGUGCUCCAGAAUGUC
Molecule: messenger RNA, 3462 nt
Organism: Paramisgurnus dabryanus
Lineage: Eukaryota; Metazoa; Chordata; Actinopteri; Cypriniformes; Cobitidae
Gene: aadac
Product: arylacetamide deacetylase
Cellular component (GO): membrane
Molecular function (GO): carboxylic ester hydrolase activity
Source: RefSeq, a predicted model, not a curated record